CUGAGAAAUGUUUGAAAAUAGUGAGUCAUCCGAGCGAGACGUUCACUCCGCGACGUCGUUGUGCAAAGAAUCAGAAUCGACUUUAAUGGUCAAGGAAUUUUUCUCUGGCUGCGCUGGUACCGCAUUCAGAACAAACAAGAGACUAGAUCUGAAGUUGAAAUAUAUAUUUUUUUUAUAAAGUAGUGCCAAAGCUGGAUGUUUUGGAGACUAGGUUCGAUCGAGAGAGCGGAGUUGUAUGGUUUGGACAUGUCCAGAGGCAAGAGAGAGUCUGAGGAUGGAGCUGUCCAGGAAGACCAAAGAGAAGGUGGGAAGAUGCACGAGAACGGCUUGGAUGGCAAAAGAUGACACGCUUGAGUUUUUAUCUUUUUCCCUGUUUUGACAUGGAACCCUUCAGUGUCUUGACAGCCAAUAAAGUCGGUUCCAUGGGGGGUUGGGGAGAAGACUUGUGAGACAAGACGCACGGGCCAAACUGUUCAAAAAAGGAUGCAAAUCUUUUCCCGUUGCCUGUUCAAGUGCGCGUGUUGGUCGCGAUGAGACAAAAGUUGUCCGUUUCGCCGUUGCUGUGGAACCCUCGAUUCGUUGGUUCCGGUUGCCGGGAGGAAACAUUUCACAGACGAACGCGCCCGAAGCGGAAGUGUCCCUCGCGUCGUGCUCGGAGCCUUUUCAGCUCUUUCUCACUUGGCGAUGAUUUCCGAAAUGUCCUUUUGAAAGACGACCAUGUCGGAAUUUUCCCAAUUACUGGACGAGCUUGACGGGGACGCCGCCGACGACCCCCCGCCCUCGUCGGCGGCGACGUUGUUGGCCAAACUGCGGCGGCGUCUGAUCGACGGCCCGCCGGACCCGAGCCGUCUCGUCGACGCGCUGGCCGCCUUCCUCCGAGCGGCCGAUCCCCGUUGGCUGUUCGAGCCGGCCGACGGCGCGGCGGCCCUGGAGGCGGCGUACGCGUCCGCCGUCGGCGCUCUGACCGCCCUCCCGCCGUCGGAGCCCGCCCGCGGCGGCCCCCCGGCGGCCGACGUCCACGCGCACGUGCCGGACGCGGCCGCCCGCGUGUGCGCCGCCCUGCGAGGCCUGCUGGGAAAAGCGGAGGCGGCGGGCCCGGACGGAGGCGCCCGAGGGGUCCUGAUGGCCGUGGCGCCGCACGUGUGCGUGUAUGUCGCCACGCACGCGCAGGACCAGCCGUGGACCAGCCGCGCGUCCCGGGAAGCGGCCCGUCGUCUCGGGACGGCGCUGCUCGCGGCCGGAGGCUGGCGAGACGCCGCCCACAUGCUGACGGGGGAGCGGGACGCUGUCGGGGGGGGCCUUCUGGAAGCAGUCCUGGACGUCCUGCGGCCUGGGCUCAGCGGGGAAGCGAGCCAGAGGGACGACCGGGCGGAGGCGGCGUUUGCCUGGACGCUCUUCCAGGUGCCGCGCCCCUGCCUGGCCCCUCACCUGCCCCGCCUCCUGGGCCCCGCCCUCCUCCUCAGCGACCACCACGAGCCCCGAAAGUGCAUGCUGGGACUUCGCUGCCUGCACCACAUCGUGGACAACACGGCUUCCAGCGAGUUGCGCGCCUUGAAGCGGGCGGACGUGAUGUACGACGCCUUGCUCAGACUCGCCUACGGCGCCAAAAGCGCCGACGUCAUGCAGCUCGUUCUGCGUUGUCUGCUGGACCUGCUGGCGGUUUUGGAGAGCCCCACCUCGUCCGUCCCCGCCCCGCGGAGGGCCCGUCGCCACGACGACGUGCUGCGGCUGAUCCUCACGCGCAUGGAGGCCGAACACGAGGCGGCGCUCAGGAGAGUCUACGCGGGGGCGCUGCCGGCCUACCUGGAAAGGAUGGGGGCGCACGCCUGUCGUCACCUCCGUCGUCUGGGCCGCGUGGUGCCCGCCUACCUGGAGGUCAGCGACGCCCCCGAAGAGGUCGCCAGAAUCUGCGCCCUUCGGGCCCUCGAACGCAUCUUGGAGGCGGCGUGGCCACGGUUAGCGGCUAGCGUUAGCGUGUGGCUGCCGUCUUUGCUGCGCCUGCUGGCGGACGCGACCUCCGAGCCCCGCCCCCGCCGGGACGCCGCGCACGAGUUGCGCCGUCGAGCCGCCCGAUGCGCCGCCCUGCUGGUGGCCGCUGCUGGCGGCGAGCGCCUGCGGGUGAGUGUGCGUGUGCAAAACUGCAAGUGUCUUGCGUGUGUGACAACACACGAUGUUACGAUGUGUGUGCGUUUAACGCUGCAUGUUUUCCAUCACACGAAGGUGCGUGCGCAACUCUUGUUUUUCUUGACACAAGUUGUGUGUGCGCACCUUUAUCACGACACAACUAUUUGUUUUUAACAACAGUAAUAUGGAUGUGUUGAAUGAUUCUUGGCUGUGUGCGUGCGUGCGUGCGUGCGUGCGUGCGCCACGCCGGAGCAGGUCGACGUGAAAUCUUUUACAGCUGACGUCACAAGUUAUGUCGCAACGGUAACCACGGCAACAGAGAGCUGAUCCCUUUGGCCAUUGGAGCAGCUGUUCGGUCGUCCCGGCGACACCUGCAUCUUUUUCAUCCUGCUGGACUUUCAGAAUAAAAGCUGAUUUGGAAACGA
This is a messenger RNA of Syngnathoides biaculeatus (alligator pipefish), 2549 nucleotides long. It is a transcript of the gene tti2, whose product is annotated as TELO2 interacting protein 2. Bases 718 to 2298 code for a protein of 526 amino acids. The transcript has 9 exons. NCBI's taxonomy places the organism in Eukaryota, Metazoa, Chordata, Actinopteri, Syngnathiformes, Syngnathidae. The record is from RefSeq and is a predicted model, not a curated record. Gene Ontology annotation, cellular component: centrosome; cytosol; nucleoplasm.